Molecule: messenger RNA, 1128 nt
Organism: Lodderomyces elongisporus
Lineage: Eukaryota; Fungi; Ascomycota; Pichiomycetes; Serinales; Debaryomycetaceae
Exons: 1
Coding region: 1-1128 (375 amino acids)
Source: RefSeq, a predicted model, not a curated record
AUGCUCACCUUGUCUAAAUGGACAGGUGUCUCCUUUAUCAAAAACAGAUUGGGAAGAUCAAACAGUUUAAACGAUGGGCAGACUAGACCCACCAGUACCACACCAAUACCACCAAUACCACAACCACAACCACAACCAUCCAUGAUAAUCAACUCUCUGCAAAAUAAAACACACAAUAACAGGACAAAGACACGAUCUAGUACUAGUAAUAACAAUGGUACGAGUAAUAGCACUACCACAAUUGUAAAUACAUCGACACUUGGUAAAGCACCACCUAUAGUCAAGUCCAACUCAACUACAGCGUUGCUCAAAAGAAGAAAAAACACAUUUCGUCAAUCACACCAUUCACACCGUCGCGAUACUGAUCCCGCAUCGAUUUUAUUAUCAUCAUCAUCACCACCACCAUCACCAUCCUCACAAACUCCUGCUCAUUCCCUUUCUUCUUCUUCCUCAAAAGGGAGGAAACUAUCACUCAAAAAGAAGGGUAAACACACCAGCAAUAGACUCAGCAUCAACAGAGCACAAAUACUACAAUCGGUUCCAACUCAAGACCAGUUACGGAAAGGCGCUCGUCCGUCAAUGGAAAUACCAUCGUCUUUAUUUCUCAAUGCAUCUACAGAAUUAACUUCUCCACCAAAAUCACCCAAAUCUUUUUCACCUGCAUCUGUACACUCUACCGAGUAUUUUGCAGAAAUAGAAGAUAAACUCAACUCACAGUUUAACAAUUACACAAUUAGCACAUCAUUACCGUCCAGUUUUGAGAAACCCAGGCAUGCGUCUAUCCUCAGUCCCACAGACUAUUUGACCAUAGAUAUCAACAAAGACCAAGAAUCUGUGUAUAACUUUGAAGGAAUCAAUGAAGACGACGAUGUUAAUGAAGAAGAAGAAGAAGAAGAAGAAGAAGAAGAGGAGGAAAAGGAGAGAAAUUCAGGCGAUCUUGGAGGUUGUCCAAUGUUACCCUUGUUCAGUGCCACACGAAAUGUUGAGUUGUCUACAAGCUCACUUGGGCUCAAACAAGAUAGGUACGUUGAAGAAGGCUCUAAAGUAGAAUUUGAGACCAAAAGGAAAGGCAGUGGUAAAGUAGAUGGGGAGCUUGCACCAAAGAAACGAUCAGUUAGGUUUGCUUAA